UACACUUUUACACGCGCACAGGAAAAACGUCGUCUUCAGACACACACAUGCGUCGUCGCCGGCUCUGCGACGACCGGCGAGCCUAUAUAAUGGGCAGCGCGCCCUCUGAGUCACGGCCAGGACUCCCGACGACAUCCACCAGCAACCACCGCUCCUGAUCGCAGCUCCGUCGAGAGACCAACCGAGAAUCCAAAAAGAGUUCCCAAGCUACCAUGGCGAGCCACCCAUUCGCCACCGCCUCAGCCAGGGCGACCCCGACCUCGACCUCCAGGCCGUCGUGCGCGGCUCCCAGCACCGGCAAGCUCACCUGCCUCUGCUCGCCGACCAACCACCCGGGCUCCUUCCGCUGCACUCGCCACCGCAACCCACGGGGGCGACCGCAGACGUCGUCGCCGUCGUCGUCCGGCCGCGCGUCGCAGCAGCCUGCUGCACCGGGAGCCAGCGCGACGGUGCGCGUCGAGGGGAUCAUCAGGAGCGGCGGCGUCGGCGCUGGCCCCGUUGGCAGGACCACCAAGGGCCGGUCCGUCCUGCGCGCGCACCUGCUGCGGCUGGUGAGCGCGCCGUCCUCUGCCGGCCGGGACCACCGCCGCUGCCGCGACUUCAAGCCCCGACCGUCCAGGCUGGGCCGACUCGCGGUGACCGCGUGACCCGGUUGGUUGCUCUGCUUCGCGGCUCGUACUGGCGAGCUCACUAGUAGUGGCGGACGAUGCUAAAAAAAAAGAAAAAAACUAGUAGUGGCGGACGGUGCGCUUCUAUUUCGCGCGCACCAACGCAUGGAUCCAUCGUGGCUAGCACGUACUACCCUGGAGAAUGGAACUCUUUUUAGUGCUGUGAUGAACAACUCUGGAAUGAAAUGGAGCAGUUUGUGUGA
Molecule: messenger RNA, 871 nt
Organism: Triticum dicoccoides
Lineage: Eukaryota; Viridiplantae; Streptophyta; Magnoliopsida; Poales; Poaceae
Exons: 1
Coding region: 213-647 (144 amino acids)
Source: RefSeq, a predicted model, not a curated record